Messenger RNA from Nomascus leucogenys (northern white-cheeked gibbon), 1307 nucleotides. RefSeq names its product high mobility group box 2 (gene HMGB2). Gene Ontology annotation, molecular function: DNA binding, bending. The record is from RefSeq and is a predicted model, not a curated record. NCBI's taxonomy places the organism in Eukaryota, Metazoa, Chordata, Mammalia, Primates, Hylobatidae. Gene Ontology annotation, cellular component: nucleus. Gene Ontology annotation, biological process: regulation of transcription by RNA polymerase II.
GUGGAGGGAGGGUCUGGUAACACACUGACCAAUCGUUAGCCUCCGUGGCAAGGGGGCGGGGACUAUCUGGGUUUGAAUAAUCGUCAGAACCAAUCAGAUUAGUGGGGAUGUGGCCCGUGGCCUAGCUCGUCAAGUUGCCGUGGCGCGGAGAACUCUGCAAAACAAGAGGCUGAGGAUUGCGUUAGAGAUAAACCAGUUCACGCCGGAGCCCCGUGAGAGGAGCGUCUCGGUUGGGUCCGGCCGCUCUGCGGGACUCUGAGGAAAAGCUCGCAUCAGGUGGACGCCGAUCUGUCACCAUGGGUAAAGGAGACCCCAACAAGCCGCGGGGCAAAAUGUCCUCGUACGCCUUCUUCGUGCAGACGUGCCGGGAAGAGCACAAGAAGAAACACCCGGACUCUUCCGUCAAUUUCGCGGAAUUCUCCAAGAAGUGUUCGGAGAGAUGGAAGACCAUGUCUGCAAAGGAGAAGUCGAAGUUUGAAGAUAUGGCAAAAAGUGACAAAGCUCGCUAUGAUAGGGAGAUGAAAAAUUACGUUCCUCCCAAAGGUGAUAAGAAAGGGAAGAAAAAGGAUCCCAAUGCUCCUAAAAGGCCACCAUCAGCCUUCUUCCUGUUUUGCUCUGAACAUCGCCCAAAGAUCAAAAGUGAACACCCGGGCCUAUCCAUUGGGGAUACUGCAAAGAAAUUGGGUGAAAUGUGGUCUGAGCAGUCAGCCAAAGAUAAACAACCAUAUGAACAGAAAGCAGCUAAGCUAAAGGAGAAAUAUGAAAAGGAUAUUGCUGCAUAUCGUGCCAAGGGCAAAAGUGAAGCAGGAAAGAAGGGCCCUGGCAGGCCAACAGGCUCAAAGAAGAAGAACGAACCAGAAGAUGAGGAGGAGGAGGAAGAAGAAGAUGAAGAUGAGGAGGAAGAGGAUGAAGAUGAAGAAUAAAUGGCUAUCCUUUAAUGAUGCGUGUGGAAUGUGCGUGUGUGCUCAGGCAAUUGUUUUGCUAAGAAUGUGAAUUCAAGUGCAGCUCAAUACUAGCUUCAGUAUAAAAACUGUACAGAUUUUUGUAUAGCUGAUAAGAUUCUCUGUAGAGAAAAUACUUUUAAAAAAUGCAGGUUGUAGCUUUUUGACGGGCUACUACAUACAGUUAGAUUUUACAGCUUUUGAUGUUGAAUGUUCCUAAAUAUUUAAUGGUUUUUUUAAUUUCUUGUGUAUGGUAGCACAGCAAACUUGUAGGAAUUAGUAUCAAUAGUAAAUUUUGGGUUUUUUAGGAUGUUGCAUUUUGUUUUUUUAAAAAAAAUUUUGUAAUAAAAUUAUGUAUAUUAUUUC